AUGACUUCGGGUGAUAGUGUGCGUGUGUUGCUCAUUGGCAACGGAGGCCGAGAGCAUGCGCUUGCGUGGAAGCUUAGCCAGUCACCUCGUGUUGAUUCCAUCUUUGCGGUGCCAGGCAAUGGAGGCACCGCCACCUGUCCCAAGACCACAAACGUAGAGGAUAUCGCCGCCGACGACUACCCCGCUCUCGUCCAGCUCGCCAAGGCUCGGUCUGUCAAUCUGGUCGUUCCCGGCCCCGAGGCUCCUCUCGUCGAAGGAAUUGAGGCUUACUUUCGUGCCGCCGGCAUUCCUUGCUUCGGGCCCUCCAAGGAAGCAGCACAGAUGGAGGGAAGCAAAACUUUCUCCAAGGACUUCAUGAAAGAGUACAAUAUUCCCACUGCCGCCUACGAGAACUUUUCCGAUUAUGAAAUGGCCGUCGCCUACGUCGAGAAAGUGUCCCACAACGUCGUCAUCAAAGCCACCGGUCUCGCUGCUGGCAAGGGCGUCAUCAUCCCCACGAACAAGCAAGAGGCCAAGCAAGCUCUCAAGCAGAUCAUGGUGGAGAAGACCUUUGGCUCUGCCGGUGACGAGGUCGUCAUUGAGGAGUUCCUGACUGGCGACGAGCUGAGCAUCCUUACCUUUAGCGACGGCACCCACACUCUGUCUCUUCCUCCUGCCCAGGAUCACAAGAGAAUCGGAGAUGGCGACCAAGGCCCCAAUACUGGAGGUAUGGGCUGCUACGCUCCGACGACCAUUGCUACCAAAGAGCUCAUCCGCCAGAUUGAUGAGGAUGUAAUUCAACCCACCAUCACCGGAAUGCGAAAGGCGGGGUAUCCCUUCCGCGGCAUUCUAUUCACUGGUCUCAUGAUUACCAGCCAAGGCCCCAAGGUGCUUGAGUAUAAUGUCAGAUUUGGCGAUCCCGAGACGCAAACAGUUCUUCCGCUCCUCUCUCCCGAAACGGAUCUGGCCGAGAUCAUGAUGGCUUGCACGGCCCACGAGGCCCGCCUCGACUGCGUGGAUAUCAAGGUUGAGGAGAAAUACAGUGCCACUGUAGUUGUGGCAGCGGGUGGCUACCCUGGAUCCUACGCAAAGGGUACGCCCAUGGUGGUGAACCAGUCAACGUCGCCAGAUAUCACCGUUUUUCAUGCCGGAACCAAGCUAUCCCCACAAGGUCAAUUGCAGACUUCCGGCGGCCGUGUAAUUGCAGUCAACGCCACUGCAGACUCCCUCGAAGCUGCGGUGAAGAAGGCAUAUGAGCAAGGUCUUACGCUCGUCGAUUUUGACAAGAUGUAUUAUCGCAAGGAUAUUGCCCAUCGUGCCUUCCGGUCGCAGCAGGAAAAGGAAGCUUUGACGUACGCUGGAGCUGGUGUCAGCGUAGACGCAGGUAACGAGUUCGUCGAGAGAAUUAAGAAGGCAGUACGCGCUACGAAGCAACCGGGGGCUGAUGCCGAGAUUGGAGGCUUUGGUGGUGAGCUUGACUUGGCAAAGUGCGGCCUCCAGCUGAAGGACGGCGAACUCCCCAUUGUCGUUGGAGCUAUUGACGGCGUCGGCACUAAGCUCAUGAUCGCUCAACAAAUGGGAAAGCAUGACACUGUGGGCAUCGACUUGGUUGCCAUGAAUGUCAAUGAUCUCGUCGUUCAGGGCGCCAGACCCCUGAUGUUCUUGGACUACUACGGCUGCAGCAAACUCGAAAUGAGCACGGCCGCUGCCUUCGUCGAAGGUGUGGCAGCAGGCUGCAUCGAUGCUGGAUGCACACUUGUUGGCGGCGAGACUGCUGAAAUGCCCGGCAUGUACCAAAAGGAUGACUACGAUGCUGCGGGCUGCGCGCUUGGUGUAAUGAUCAAUAGCCAAAGACUGCCGCGUCAAGACGACAUGGUCGCAGGAGACGUGCUUCUUGGCUUGGCCUCAAGCGGCGUUCACUCCAACGGCUUCUCCUUGGUCCGCCGCAUUCUGGAACGCGAGGGUCUCGCAUACACCGAUCCUGCUCCGUGGGAUGCUGGCAAGACUGUGGGUGAAAGUUUGCUGACUCCCACCAAAAUAUAUGUGAAGAGCUUGCGUGGUGUCAUUGAAGGUCGCCUGGUUAAGGGUUUGGCUCACAUCACCGGAGGCGGCUUAAUUGACAACGUGCCUCGCAUGUUGCCGGAGCAUCUCGCUGCCGAAAUUGACUUGACCAGGUGGGAGAUGCCUGCUGUCUUCAGAUGGCUGAAGACAAGUGGCAACGUGGAUCCGUACCAGAUGGUUCGCACUUUCAACACUGGCGUAGGCAUGGUUGCUGCGGUAGAUGCGGCUAUGGAAAGUGCCGCCGUGGCAGCUCUUGAAGCUGCCGGUGAGAAGGUCCUUCGAUUGGGACAAUUGGCGCAGAGGACGGGCAGCGAGCCGCACUGCAGAGUGAUUAAUCUGGAUACUUGGGCGUUGUAG
Molecule: messenger RNA, 2397 nt
Organism: Colletotrichum orchidophilum
Lineage: Eukaryota; Fungi; Ascomycota; Sordariomycetes; Glomerellales; Glomerellaceae
Product: phosphoribosylamine-glycine ligase
Exons: 1
Coding region: 1-2397 (798 amino acids)
Biological process (GO): 'de novo' IMP biosynthetic process; adenine biosynthetic process
Cellular component (GO): cytosol
Molecular function (GO): phosphoribosylamine-glycine ligase activity; ATP binding; phosphoribosylformylglycinamidine cyclo-ligase activity
Source: RefSeq, a predicted model, not a curated record